Messenger RNA from Xenopus laevis (African clawed frog), 3308 nucleotides. It is a transcript of the gene tbx5.L, whose product is annotated as T-box 5 L homeolog. The transcript has 9 exons. Gene Ontology annotation, cellular component: nucleus; chromatin; cytoplasm. The coding region runs from base 557 to 2116 and encodes 519 amino acids. Gene Ontology annotation, molecular function: RNA polymerase II cis-regulatory region sequence-specific DNA binding; DNA-binding transcription factor activity; DNA binding. NCBI's taxonomy places the organism in Eukaryota, Metazoa, Chordata, Amphibia, Anura, Pipidae. Gene Ontology annotation, biological process: regulation of transcription by RNA polymerase II; positive regulation of DNA-templated transcription; developmental process. The record is from RefSeq and is a predicted model, not a curated record.
UAUGUGUGUGUGUGUGUGUACAAGAGAACAGCUUGCAUUUCUCUCUCCAUCCAACUCGCACUGGCCUCCACACAGAGACACAGAGAAAGGAGACACAGGACAGAGAUCUCGCACUUCUCAGCCUCACUGAUGCCCUUUCCAUAACCCCAUCCCUACCAGCUAACCCCCUGCCUCUUUGGGAAGGAGCUUCUCCCCCAGCACAACGAUAAGGCCGGCUGGAUUUAUCUCUCCCUCACUGACAUUCUCACACUGAUUGCACGGAAAAUAAACCCCUGUGGCUGCGGAGGAGAUCACCGUUUUUUCCUCUCAGACAAGCAGCAAAUCUAAGGCGGAAUGAGGAAGGCGACCCCCAUACCGGCUGCUGGGCUCUAGAUACACAUUUCUGCCCGAAAGGGCCGGCUUUGAACGGCGAUUCCAUGGGAAGGAUCCAGCUUCUGCCAUUAUUUUCUUGGGAAGGGGAGGACUGAGCUGGAGACUCAGCAGCAACAAGCACAGGGGCCUUUAAUACUGACAAAGGACUGAAGGAGCCGCUUACAGUGCAGGCUCCCACUGGAAUAUGGCGGACACAGAGGAGGCUUAUGGGAUGCCUGAUACCCCUGUGGAAGCAGAGCCCAAAGAACUACAGUGUGAGCCUAAACAGGACAAUCAAUUGGGGGCAAGCAGCAAGACCCCCACUUCUCCUCCGGCUGCAUUUACCCAGCAGGGAAUGGAAGGCAUUAAGGUGUUUUUGCAUGAGAGAGAACUAUGGCUGAAAUUUCAUGAAGUUGGCACAGAAAUGAUUAUUACUAAGGCUGGAAGGCGCAUGUUCCCUAGUUACAAAGUGAAGGUUACUGGCCUGAACCCAAAAACCAAGUACAUCCUCCUCAUGGAUAUCGUUCCUGCAGAUGACCACAGAUACAAGUUUGCUGAUAACAAAUGGUCAGUCACAGGCAAGGCUGAACCCGCUAUGCCAGGACGUUUGUAUGUUCACCCAGAUUCACCAGCCACGGGCGCACAUUGGAUGAGGCAGCUAGUCUCCUUCCAGAAGCUGAAGCUCACAAACAACCAUCUGGAUCCAUUUGGACAUAUCAUCCUGAAUUCAAUGCACAAGUACCAGCCACGGCUCCACAUUGUCAAGGCAGAUGAGAACAAUGGCUUUGGGUCCAAGAAUACAGCUUUCUGCACUCAUGUAUUUUCUGAGACUGAUUUUAUUGCUGUCACCUCAUAUCAGAACCACAAGAUCACACAGCUAAAGAUAGAGAACAAUCCCUUUGCCAAAGGAUUUCGGGGAAGUGAUGACAUGGAGCUACACCGGAUGUCCAGGAUGCAGAGCAAAGAGUAUCCAGUAGUGCCAAGAAGCACAGUCCGUCAGAAAGUCUCCUCUAACCACAGCCCAUUCUCUCAAGAAACCCGUAACAUUACAGGAUCUUCUACCCUAAAUUCCCAAUAUCAGUGUGAGAAUGGUGUUAGCAGCACAUCUCAGGAUCUUCUGCCACCUUCCAGUGCAUAUACUUCCCUGCCCCAUGAGUCUGGUACUAUAUAUCACUGCACAAAAAGAAAAGUAAGUGAAGAGCCAGCUGAGCAUUCCUAUAAGAAACCCUACAUGGACACUUCACCAAGCGAAGAGGACCCUUUUUACCGAUCUGGGUACCCACAACCUUCAUCCUCUUCCUCAUCUACCACCUCUUUCCGCACAGAAUCUGCCCAACGACAGGCCUGCAUGUAUGCUAGUUCAGCACCUGCCACAGAGCCUGUACCAUCCAUAGAGGAUAUAUCUUGCAACAGCUGGUCUAGUGUGCCCUCUUACAGCAGCUGUACAGUAGGUGGAGGAAUGCAACCCAUGGAGCGCCUCCCAUAUCAGCACUUCUCUGCUCACUUUACCUCUAGUUCCCUCAUGCCUAGACUGAGUAAUCAUGCAGGCACACAGCCAAGUGAUUCUCACUCCAUGUUCCAACAUCAGUCUUCUCAUCAGGCCAUUGUAAGGCAAUGCAAUCCUCAAUCUGGGUUACAACAAUCAUCAGCUCUUCAGCCCACUGAAUUCUUGUACCCACACAGUGUUCCCCGGACCAUUUCACCACAUCAAUACCACUCUGUGCAUGGGGUAGGUAUGGUCCCAGACUGGAAUGAAAACAGCUAACAGGGCAGAAAGAUGUGGUUUUGGAGUGCAAAACCGAUAUGUUGUUCAGAGAGCCAUUGAAUGUGGACAGAUGUUGGAAGGAUGCAAGGAUUUGUGUACUGGAACCUAUUUCAGUGAUCCACUUUCUUCCUAAACUCUCUAGCUUUGUGAUCCUACAUAGAAAGAAGAAUAAUACAAAGUUGGAGUGUUCCUAAAAGGAUUCACACUCAAAAAAAUAGAGACCUCUCAAAUCCUGUAGCUUUGCACUUCAUGCAGUGGGCUAACACUAUAUUGUGGCAUCCUUGUGGAAGGACAAAUAAAGCAAAAAGGAGGGGCAAAAAGAUGCACUUAAUGUAAGCACCUACACGGCUCUGGUGUUUGCAGUGUAUUACUCAGUGUGCUGUAGGAGAAUGGAACAGUCUAUGUAAAAACAAUGAUGAUGCUGUGUAUUCUGUCAAGGAGGACAUGGAAAGAUUGCUCUGGAGAAAAAGCAGAGCUUGUAAUUAGAUUCCUACACUUCAGCAAGUCUUCGGAGUUGGGUCACCCUCUAGGAAAGAGACCAAUGUUAAGAAUAUUAAAUGUUCAUCCGAAAUCAAUAACUAAAAACAUGGGAGGAAAACAUAUGAAUAAAUCCUUGAUCUGUACUGUAGAUUGGUGAUGGUUGCAGAUACCGCCAUUUCAGUAUUUGAUGCAUGACAGCUUAUAUAAUUGGAAUCUUGUGGUCAUUUGUAGUAUUGCUUUUGUAAAAAAUUGGAGUAAAAAAAUUACAAUUUCUGUUCUGCAAUAGUUCUACAUAGCUAUGUUGCUAUUCCACCCAAUUUCAUUCCAAUUCAAAGACAUUGGCUACUAUCUAUUGUCUACCAAGAUCGUCAAGAACAUAAUGCAAAUAUGCAUAUCAUGGAAGUAUGGUUUCUCUUCUGCCACAGAAAUGAGUAAAAUCAUGCCAAGUUAAACCUUCCUUCCCACAAUUACCUUUUUUUGUAAGAAAACCUCCAUAAGUUAUUUUUAAUUAUUACUUUGUGACCCAAUUGCUAAAUAACGUUGACCCUUGGCUACAUAAUUGGGUGGUCAACACUUCCAACAGCUGCAGCCAUCCUACAACGGGCCUGAACAAUGGAUCUAGCCUGCACCUCACCUCCACAUAAAACAGAGUGCUUGGUUUGUCAAAUGUUGUGUCAUUGACCUUGUUAUAUAAUAAAAGAUAAUAUAUUUU